Molecule: messenger RNA, 1626 nt
Organism: Penicillium atrosanguineum
Lineage: Eukaryota; Fungi; Ascomycota; Eurotiomycetes; Eurotiales; Aspergillaceae
Product: Isovaleryl-CoA dehydrogenase
Exons: 4
Coding region: 1-1626 (541 amino acids)
Biological process (GO): transmembrane transport
Molecular function (GO): transmembrane transporter activity
Source: RefSeq, a predicted model, not a curated record
AUGGAAGAUCACACCUCUUUAGAAGAAUUCCCACCAGGGACCAUCUUACUUGAAGACAGGGAUACCUCCCAAUCCGAGGUCAUUCUCGGGCCCACCCCCUCAGACGACCCCGAUGACCCUCUGGUAAAUACAUCGUCCUUUCGACGCAUCCCCAAGUUAACAAAGACUCAGAACUGGACCCCGUUCAGAAAAGCGAUUAACUUUGGGUUGGCAUGCAUUUAUGUCCUCUUCACAAUGGUCUUGAUCGACAUCAACAGCGUCGCAUACCGUGAAUACAUGGCUGAGCUGGGGUUGACUUACGCAAACUUCAACAAUGCCAUCGGCGCCAACGUUGCCGGCCUUGCAGUAGGAUGCCUCAUUCUAAUCCCUUGCGUGCACAAAUUUGGUCGCCGCCCGUUGUAUCUCAUCAGCGCCAUUGUGCAAUUUGCCACCGCUAUCUGGUGGGCGAAAUUCCACACUGCUGGGGAGCUGAUUGCUAUCAACGUUAUCGCUGGCUUGGCUGGAUCUAUCGCCGAGGCGAUCGUUGUGAUUACCAUUGUUGAUAUGUUCUUCAUUCAUCAGCAUGCCCGAAUAAAUGGCGUCUUUAUCUUCAUGCAGACUCUCGGCUCGACUGGUGGGCUUAUCGCUGCUGGUUACAUUGUCGUUGAUCUGGGAUGGAGGUGGAUGUGGUGGAUCAUUGCGAUCAUGCUUGGGGUUAAUUUUCUUCUUGUGCUUUUCUUCUUUGAAGAGUCAAAAUAUGUCCCGGUUAUGGUCGGUCGUUCUACCUCAACUUCUUCGGAUAUUGUUGAGAACGGGGGAAAAGAACGUGACCAUAUGAGGAAGACACCGUGCAAUAACCUCGCAGUCGCUACUCGGAGCCACAAAUCAUAUAGACAAAGACUCACGUUCGUUACCAAAACGGAUAUCCCCAUGAUUCAGCACUUUUACCAACCGCUGGUUGUUCUCUUCACCUUCCCAGCGGUGGCUUUUACCGCUAUCAGCUACGGCGCUAUCCUUGCUUGGUUUGCAGCCUGCGUUUCAUCUGUAUCUUAUUUUUUGAUUGAUCCACCUUACAAUUUCAGUGCGGCUGCAAUUGGAUUGUUCAAUCUUGGCGGCUUCGUUGGAACACUGAUAGCCACACUUACGGCUCCUUUCCUGAAUGACUGGCUUAUUGUUUGGCUGGCACGACGGAAUGGGGGUAUCUUUGAGCCGGAAAUGCGCCCAUGGAUGAUUUUCCCUGCUGGAGUAUUGAAUUCCACUGGGUUGUUAAUGUUCGGAAUUGGGCUCGGUCGGGAUUUGGCGUGGAUCAUUCUUGCUAUCGGUACAGGCUUGUUUGGAUUCGGUUUUGUGGUCACUGCAGAUGUUGCUUUGACAUAUCUCACUGAUUGUUAUCCUGAUAUCCUCGGUGAUGCCCUCGUAGCUGUUGUCUUUGUUCGCAAUGGGUUGGCAAUGCUUAUCCUAUUUGCCUUUACUGACUGGGUCGCCGGCAUGGGUAUUCAAAAUACCUUCAUUGUCAUUGGCGUGCUUGCUCUUGCAACUCUCGCCAUGUCAGCGCUGUUGAUGUUUUAUGGGAAGCGAGCAAGGGUCAAGACAGCCUUGAAGUAUAAGGAGUUUGCUUCACGCCAACAGACCCAGCGAUAUGUGUAG